AUGGAUCCUGUCACAGAGAAUGAAAUCUCCAAUCUUAUUAAAACCACUCUUAGAACAGGAAAAAGCUUUGAUCCUAAUAGCCGUCCUACAUUCCUUCUUAAACUUAUUGCAGACAUAAUUUCCAAACCUCUCAGUAUUAUUAAAAAUAACUCAUUUCAAAACGGUAUAUUCCCAGAUGCUUUCAAAGUUGUCAAAGUUAUUCCGAGAUUUAAAAAUAGUUCUACUAUAUAUGGGUUUUGUGCUAAUCAUUCCACAACUCAAUCACUUAUUAAAAUUACUAAGUCUAUUAGAAAAGCUCUUGACAAUAAAAACUUUGCACGUGGUGUCUUUGUAGAUCUGCAAAAAGCUUUUGAUACAGUAGAUCAUUCUAUCCUACUUAAGAAAUUAGAAAAUUAUGGAAUCAGAGGAAUAUCUCUUAAAUGA
This is a messenger RNA of Hydra vulgaris (swiftwater hydra), 423 nucleotides long. RefSeq lists its product as uncharacterized. The record is from RefSeq and is a predicted model, not a curated record. Lineage: Eukaryota; Metazoa; Cnidaria; Hydrozoa; Anthoathecata; Hydridae.